Molecule: messenger RNA, 1395 nt
Organism: Camellia sinensis
Lineage: Eukaryota; Viridiplantae; Streptophyta; Magnoliopsida; Ericales; Theaceae
Product: succinate--CoA ligase [ADP-forming] subunit alpha-1, mitochondrial
Biological process (GO): tricarboxylic acid cycle
Cellular component (GO): succinate-CoA ligase complex (ADP-forming); mitochondrion
Molecular function (GO): succinate-CoA ligase (GDP-forming) activity; succinate-CoA ligase (ADP-forming) activity
Source: RefSeq, a predicted model, not a curated record
AUUCUAUUGAGGUCUCAUUUUUCGUUUAGAAUUGUAUUUCACUUUUGCAGAGCCCAAAAUCCCAGAGAGAGAGAGAGAGAGAGAGAGAGAGAUGGCUCGACAAGCCACGAAACUCAUCGCCAACCUAUCUUCAAAGCUUUGCCCUAAGGCAGACUCUAUUUUGUCCCCUUCUUCUUCUUCUUCUUCUUCUCAUGCUUUGACUCAGUCUCGCCAUUUCGGGGCUGUUCCGGCGCCUCCUCCGCCUGUGUUUGUCGACAAGAACACUCGCGUCAUUUGCCAAGGUAUUACCGGCAAGAAUGGCACAUUUCACACCGAACAAGCCAUCGAAUACGGCACUAAGAUGGUUGGAGGUGUUACCCCAAAGAAGGGUGGAACAGAGCAUUUGGGACUUCCCGUUUUCAACACGGUUGCAGAGGCAAAGGCCGAGACAAAGGCUAAUGCAUCAGUUAUUUAUGUUCCUCCACCUUUUGCAGCAGCAGCUAUUAUGGAGGCAGUGGAGGCUGAAUUAGAUUUGGUUGUGUGCAUCACAGAAGGAAUUCCUCAGCAUGACAUGGUUCGGGUGAAGGCCGCUCUUAACAAGCAAUCAAAAACUAGGCUUAUUGGUCCAAACUGCCCUGGUAUUAUAAAGCCUGGAGAAUGCAAAAUUGGUAUUAUGCCUGGAUACAUUCACAAACCGGGGCGUGUAGGAAUUGUUUCUCGAUCUGGCACAUUGACUUAUGAAGCGGUUUUCCAAACAACUGCUGUUGGCCUAGGCCAAUCAACCUGUGUUGGUAUUGGUGGGGAUCCUUUUAAUGGGACAAACUUUGUUGAUUGCAUGCAGAAGUUUCUUGUUGAUCCUCAGACAGAAGGUAUCAUUCUUAUUGGUGAAAUAGGUGGUACAGCUGAAGAGGAUGCGGCUGCACUUGUAAAGGAAAGUGGGACUCAAAAGCCUAUUGUUGCUUUUAUUGCUGGACUCACUGCUCCACCCGGCCGGCGUAUGGGUCACGCUGGAGCUAUUGUAUCGGGGGGAAAGGGUACAGCACAAGACAAAAUCAAGACGCUCAGGGAAGCUGGGGUAACAGUGGUCGAGUCUCCUGCAAAGAUUGGAGCUGCAAUGCUCAAUGUCUUCAAACAGAGAGGUCUCGUGUGAGUCACUUUCAUACGAAUUGUUUGAUCUUAUUUUUGAACUGACCUGACAAUUUAUGCGAUGAGCCUUGGGUCUGAAGCCUGGUUUUAGUAUAUGAUUAGAAUAAGAAAUAUGUUGAGAAAACUGCAUUGGUUGUGAGAUCCGUGGAAACAUUUUUCCAAUAUUUCUGUUUUCCUAUAGCCUCCUUUAUUUAUGUUUAGAUUUGGAUACUUCAAUUGAAGUGUUUUUACAACACAGGUUUUAAGAAGAACUUCUAUUGUUUUGGAUUU